GUGAAAAAAUAUUCGUAUGGCUUUAUCAAGCACGACUGGCGACUGAUAAGGUUCUGCUGCCCCGAAUAGGAAGCCCAGCCGAGGUCAUGUACCGCGCUUCUAUAAAUCUACGUCGGAGCCCAAUGCCGGUUCGAGUCGAUAGAUUCACCGCAUCAUUCCAUCAGUCGCAAGUGUUUUCGGUAGUUGUACGGAUCAUCGGUUGGGCGAUCUUUGGUGAUUGUUCAAAAUUCCAAAUCUUGCGCCGGUUGCCUAGUGUAAGAUUAAUCGUGAGAGGAUAGGAACGUGCAGGUUUUUUGUGGUUUGACGAAAUAGGCAGGUCAUCAUGUCGGACGAAUUUGAUUUUAUUCCAAUCGCUGUUGGCUUGAUAGCAACAAUCGCAGGAGCAUUCAUUUAUAAUUAUUUGAAAAAGAAAUCAGGCAGAUCAAUAGCACCAUCAGCAAAAAGCACAAAACUCAAGACCCUAAUCGAUCCCAAUGACAAAUACUUGCUGCCCUUAAUUGAACGCGAGGAGAUCAGUCAUGACACAAGAAGGUUUCGUUUCGGUUUGCCAUCAAACAAGCAUGUUCUUGGUUUGCCAGUUGGUCAACACAUUCACUUAAUCGCUACCAUCAAAGAUGAGCUCGUUAUUCGUUCCUACACACCAGUUUCGAGUGAUGACAAUCUCGGCUAUGUGGAUCUUGUGAUUAAAGUUUAUUUCAAAAAUACACACCCGAAAUUCCCAGAUGGUGGUAAGAUGUCACAGUAUUUGGAGUCGAUGAAAAUCGGUGAUACAAUAGCAUUCCGUGGACCAUCGGGUCGUCUUCAGUAUUUGAGCAAUGGCAAGUUCUCGAUUAAGAAACUACGAAAGGAUCCUCCUAAAUUGGUACAAGUUAAGAAAGUGAACAUGAUUGCUGGUGGUACUGGUAUUACGCCAAUGUUGCAGUUAGUACGUGAGAUUUUGAAACAUAGCGACACAGAUAGAACUGAAUUGUCAUUGAUUUUUGCUAAUCAGACUGAAAAGGAUAUUCUACUUCGCGAUGAACUCGAUAGUUUAGCUAAAGCACAUCCACAGCAAUUCAAAGUCUGGUAUACUUUGGAUAAGGCGCCUGAAGGCUGGAAAUAUAGCACUGGUUUUGUUAACGACGAAAUGUUCAAACAGCAUCUGUUCCCACCAGCUGAUACCACUCUAGUAUUAAUGUGUGGACCACCUCCAAUGGUCAACUUUGCUUGUCAUCCAGCACUUGAGAAACUCGGAUACCACCAGGAUUUGCGUUUUGCUUAUUAGAUAGUGAGAUAGCAACAAAAGAAAAUUACCAAACGCGUUACAGUUGUAUCAAGUUCCAUUCGCUAGUUAGUGUAAACAUAUCCAGGGUAACAUUCACAAAACCGUCAAGACAUUUUUCUCUUUUAUUAUUAAUUUAGUUUCCACUACAAAUUCCUCGACAAUCUUCAUUUGUUCGUUGUGCGAUUGUUCCGAAAUCAGAUGUUGGUUUAUAGAUUAGUCACGUUGUAUAUCCCUGCAAUGUAUCCUUUUUUGCGAUAUCUGUUUCGUGUGGGUAUUUUAGGAAUCUAAAGAUUUAAGGUUAGGAGGGCAUUUAGUUCUAAUUCAACCAGUGUCUCGCUUUACACAUUCGGUAAUGUCCGUUUCUCACCCUUUACAUAUAUACCAUAAAUUGAGAUGAAAUUUUACAUUAAAAAUUAGAAUUCGUAUAUCAUUAAAAAAGGCUGGAUGUAGAGGUGCAAACAAGAACUAUAAGAGAAACAGAAGCUCAUUAAAUCUCAAGGGAUUUUUCUUGUAUUUUAGAAAGAACUAUAAUUUUUUAUUCCAUACUAAUAAAUCACUUUCGAGGAUUGUUCCUUCUUUUCUUUUACGUACAUUUCUCUCCUCAAAGAGGAAUAUGCCAGUAACUUAUUGCAUUAAAUUAAGUGCCGUGGACUAGUAAAACUAAAUGAUAUUAUAUUUUUUAGUACUAACAAGAAGGGAAAUAAUUUAUUAAAAAAAUGUCGCUUGAAUUGAUUUCAAUAAAGAAGCGAAUACAUAUUAGAAUUAUAUUGGUAUUGCCAAUUUCAUUUUUGUACUCUGAAAUGUGCUAAGAUAUUUUUUUAAUAAAAUUAUAGAGCAAAAUUGUUGAUGUACGCGAAAAAAUUGAAUGAAAUAAAUAAGUUAUAGAAAGGAA
This is a messenger RNA of Hermetia illucens (black soldier fly), 2156 nucleotides long. Its product is annotated as NADH-cytochrome b5 reductase 2. The coding region runs from base 323 to 1264 and encodes 313 amino acids. The record is from RefSeq and is a predicted model, not a curated record. Gene Ontology annotation, molecular function: oxidoreductase activity; FAD binding. Lineage: Eukaryota; Metazoa; Arthropoda; Insecta; Diptera; Stratiomyidae. The transcript is spliced from 4 exons. Gene Ontology annotation, cellular component: mitochondrion.